AUGGCAGACUUCUACGCAGAAAUAGAACGCAGACUCCGCGAGGAGAUUGAGAGGAAGGUGACUAUCGUCCAACAAUCACCGGCGAGACCUACCGUGGCCCAGGUGCAGCAGAGGAUCAAAGAAUUCGGUGACAAAUGUUACGAAUUCGAAGACCUCCUAACUCAAGCGAAGCUGGACUACAUCGAGCUGAAAGGAAACCGCUGGGAAAUGACGUACACAGUCAAGGAGUCGAUAAACUAUAUGCUGAAGCUGAAAGAUAUGAGAGCUAAGCACCUAGAUGAGAUGAGAGAAUUGAGCCACUGGAUGGACCAAUUUUACCUGGCCCAUGAAUGGUACGAGAUCCUAGUGGCUAUCGGAGAUUCACAGGAAAUUGAUCGCUUGAUGUACCUGGACGCUCUGGCACAGCACGUAACCAUGAGGCCCACGAGACCCACAGACCGAGGCUACCCACAGCCUGAAGAAGUUUCUCACAGCUAUUUGAAGAAUGACGUGGGAAGGAUCGUUCAAAAUUUUCAAAGGGAAUACAGAACGCUUACGCAUGAUGAGGGGGAAGAAUUGUAUGACGUGGAGCAAGAAACCACCAGGAGUAGGGCGGCAGAAAUGCGAGCGUAUCAGGAGGUCCAACAAAGCCUCACAGCCUUUACGGAAGAGUGGCGCCGCCAGAGAGAAUCACGCCACAGGGAUGUCACAGCAACAAUUCAGGAAGAAAUCUCACAGCUCAAACGUGAAGUCGAUCAGCAACACGAACAUACUCGGAAGUGGAUUGAAGAGGCCUACAACCAGGCGGCCAAACAAAUGUUGAUAGAACGAAAGGAGUGU
This is a messenger RNA of Cylicostephanus goldi, 819 nucleotides long. The record is from the annotation of a GenBank genome assembly. NCBI's taxonomy places the organism in Eukaryota, Metazoa, Nematoda, Chromadorea, Rhabditida, Strongylidae.